UCUGCCUCCUCCCGCGGGGCCUUUCUGCAGCCGCUCCCGCUGCCCGGGCACGGCUCCGGCCCCGCCGAGCCCUCGGGAGGGUGCGCGGUCCCACCGGGGCGGAGGUGACACCGCGGGGACAGCGGGGACCGCAGCUCCGCCCGGCGGGGCCGUUCCCUGCCCGCAGCCCCGUCCCGCUUCCCGCCGCUUCCCGCCGCUCUCUCGCCGCUUUCCCCUUCGCUCCCGCGGGUGCAGGAGACGCUUUAGCACAGCCUGGCAACCGAGAGAAGUUGGUCCUUAGGAGUCUGACUGCUGCCUGCACGCAAUGCUGCUCGCUCCAGAGGAGAGAACCAGGACAUGGCCCGAGUGCCACCCCUGGGCACUGCCAGCCACAGAGGGGAUGUGCUUGCCUGGGACAGGUGCAUUCCCAGUCUCCCAGAGCAGGAGAUGCUGAGCUGUGACCAUGCCGUGCCAGCACCUAAAAUGUGAAACCCGUGAAGAGCUCCUCUUCCUGUGCAGUAAAUAGCUGGAAGCAAACCAUGGACACUCAGUUUUUCUCCCCGUUACUGGGAGCAGUCCCCAGUGCCCCCACGCCUCCGGAACCGUCCCGGCUGUGCAGCGACUGGCUGGGAUGUGCCGAGGAUUUUGGAUCCCAAACUGCCUUCCAGGAGUGCCCAAAGAAAAGGGCACCAAUAAAUCUUUCUUACUCUGGCAAUGGCCCUGAUAUGUUUGGGUUGGUGUCCAGCAUUUUAGAGGAGCCAAACAAGCCAGAACCAGCCACAGAUUGGAAUCCUCUGUCCAGAUUGUUUCCCCCUGUGUGGGCGCCUGAUCUGGGCAGCAACGGGGAGUUCCCAGGGCUCCCAGCUCAGCACGGUGUCCAAAACAAGGAUUUUCCCAACCUGCUGGGCACCAGCUGCCAUCAGGAACCGCUGCAGGAACCUCCUGACGUGGAGAUGCUGCACAGAGGCUUGGGAGACCUUCAUCUCCUCGAGUCCUGGCUCUCUCCCUGUGCUCUGAGGAACGCCUGCCCUGAGAAUUCCUCUUUGCAGAACUGCACCACAGCUCCCCAGGAAGGGUUUUCCUUCCCAAAUGGGAGCUGGAGCCAGCAUCUCUGUGCUUACGACCACGGGAGGUUAAACGGAGGCUACGAAAAAUGUGGGUCCAGUUUCAGCCCUUUUUCUGCUCAGAACAAGAUGAAAGAAAGCCCCGGCGUCCUGAAGGAGUUCUGGAAAAAUGAAAGAGCAAGAGGAAAAGCCCUGAAAAAUUACGCUCAAGGACAAACGAAGUAUUCCCCUGAUCUUUCCAAUCAGCCUGGUGAUAACUCCUGGGACAAAGUGCCCCAGGACAGCCAGCUGUUCCCUAAAAUAUAUGAAAGCUUCACAGCUGCUCACAAACUGCAGUCACCUGUCCUUCCAUCACUUCAUUUUUUCAAUCAACCCCCUAAGGAAAGUAAUUUUUCUGGAGGAACAGGCAGAAAACCCCAGGAAAGCCAUGUGCAAAAUGGCCAUUGUGGCUUUACUCUGGGGGAUGCUUUUAAUAAUAAUAAUAAUAAUGAGUGUAAGGUGAAUAUGGGCCCUAAGGAAAGCUCUCCUCAAGCAGCUGAGUAUGAUUUAUCUAUGAAAAAUGUGCAAAAUGGGAAUUAUUCCUCAUACCAGGGGUGUUCCUGGCUGGAUGGGAAAAGCCUGGCAGCUGCAUCUGAAAUUCCAUAUGGAAAACAAAUGGCCACAAGCCCCCAGUCAUCUUCAGGGGUUUCCACCAUGUCUGGGGGCUCUCCCACCCACCAGCCUUUCACACAGCCCUCCUACUACUCCCAGCUCCUUCCCGCCCUCCCUCCCAGGAAAGAUGGGAGGUUGCAAACACCAAAUGGAGUUUCCAGUCAUUUGGGGGUUCCUCGUUUCCUCCCAGAGAGCCAGAGGCAGGUGAGACCCGUGGGAAGGUCACAGGAGGAUGCCACGAUGGACAAGGAGGGGCGGCGCCGCAAAUUCCCCGCUCGUUUUUCACCCGACUGGUUGGCACAGCAGAGAGCUGCAGGUGAAGACCCAGCCCAGAAAUUCCACAGGUUCCCAAAAAGGCAGAGCCAGGAAGGUGGCAAUAAAGAUGACAGAAGAGGUAGAAGGAACUGGAUCCCUCCUUUGGGUUCCACAGCCCCAAGCCGCCAGCCCUUCAACGCGUUUCUGAAAAAGCACGAGCAGAACGGUGGCAGCUUGUCAGAUUUCAUCAAUCCUUCUCUGCUUCCUUCUUUCCCACUCGUGUCUGAUUUUAAGCAAAAUCCCAGCUUCCCUCCAUUUAAUCACCAACUGUUUUCAUCAGCAAACAAUUUUAAUUUCCCUCCGCCGCCAUUUCCAUUCUCAGACCUUGUUGAUCUUUUUCACUGCGACGACUUUAACCCCUUGAGUCCCUUCAUCAGUGAUCUCUUCUCUGGGGAAAUCCCUGCCCCCUGCUUUGCCUUUCCAAGCCCAUUUAACAAGUGCAGAGCUCCCAGGAGCCGCAGUGGCCCCGCUAACGAGCUCCACGUCCGGCUGGAGGAGUGCUACGAGCAGUGGAGAGCUUUGGAGAGGGAGAGGAAGAAGACCGAGGCUGACCUUGCAAGACACUUCCCAGGGCAGCCCAUUUCCAGCUCCAGCCCCAGCCCCAGCCCUGUGUCGCGGCUCCCUGCCAACCCAUCCCGCGUGGAUCGCCUGAUCGCCGACCAGUCCCGCCAGCGGGCCAGGGUGCUCGCACUGAUGGCAAGAAUGGAGAGGCUUUGUGGUGCCCCCGUGCACAGGAACAUCUCCAGGACCUUGGAGCUCCACCUGGAAGCCAUUCAGGUGACCCAGGCACGUCGGAGGGAUGAGAUUGGGAAUGCUGCAAACCCCCAGGGUCACGGGGGGCCACGCUAUAACAACGAGAAAGGUGUGCUGGCCCUGGCAGCUGCCCUGCGAGCCCUGGCGGGUGCCACGCGCAGGGCUCGCACCGCGCUCUGGUGCGCGCUGCAGGCGGCUCUGCCAAAACCUCCUCCUGCCAGACCCCAAAAUCAACAGCUUCUCCUUCAAGGACCACUGCAAGAGCUUUGUUCUCCAAGCACAAGCAGCCAGGAAAAAAGCAGCGUGGAGCAGGAAAGCAGAGGAAGUGGAAAAGCUGAGGAAGCGACGAAGGUUUUGGAAUAAUCGCGGAGGAUGAAAGGAAAGCGAGGAUGGGGAGGGAAGGGCUCAGGUCCUGCCCAGCACCGUGAGAGGUGGAUUUCAUGGGAUGCCAGGAAGCAAAAAAGGUUGAUUCAGGUGCCUGGUCAGUGCUGCAGUUGAGGUACUGGGAUUCUGGUGUGGAGAGACACAGCUUGGGUUGGUGUUCAUGGAGUUUUAACAUUGCUGGUGAAUAAUGCUGCUGAGAAUUUCCAUGUUCAGAGGAGCUGAACAAGAGCUGAGCAUUUCCUCCUGUGCUUACCCAAAGCUCUGAGUCCAGCCAGGAGCACCUGAGCAACCAGAGUGUGGCAGAACAUAACUCUCCUUUUUUAAAAUUUUUUUUGGUUAAUGACACAAUUUAGCAUAUUUAAAGGUACUCAACAAUCGUUCAGGGUUUGUUUUAUUUUGAUUUUUUGCACCGUGUAUGAUUCUUUCCAGAGCCAAAGUGAACACCGAGUAGUUUGCAGCCCAUCACUGUGUCAGGAGCUGCCGUGGUGGUGGUUUUUGUGCCAGAUUCUCUCUCAGUUUGACAGGAAUAAUCAGUGUUCAGUGCUGGCUGUGUGAGAGGCUUCAGCUUCAGUGCUGUCAGUUUGGUUUCCAGCAAAACCGGUGUAAACUGAGAUUUUUCCAUAGUUUUUUCUCUUUGGUUUUCCCACUGAAAAAGUGGAUUUUGUAGCUCUGCAGUGUGAACUGCAUGGAAGUGCACAUUAGCAGGUGAUAGAAAACUCACUCAGGAUUAGAAAUUAGAUUUAUUGAUUCCUCAGUGGGUUUAAAACCAGUAACAAUAUAACAUAGUAUGCACUUAAUUAAAAAAACCCCAACUAUUAUUAAUAAUAUAUGUUCACGGUACUAUAAUUUUUUUCAGAGACAUUCCAUAUUUAUUUUAAUGUCUUCAUUGAAUGUUUAUUUAAAAAUCUAUUUUAGUAAUACCAAGUUAAAUAUUUUGCCAAAUCUUCCAAAUAAUCAGACUUAAUGAUUUACUCAGGAACUCUGUAUAUUAUUAAAUAAAUAUACACGUGGUAUAUAGGGAUUUUUUGGGAAAGGGAUGUUUGCAAAAUAUUUACACAAAGCUAACUAUGUACUAGGCUACCAAAGCUGUUUCACUGAUGAUUUUUUUGGUGUGGAAGGUUUAAUAUAUUUAAUUGCUGUUAAUUAGUCUCCAUUUUGUGGCUUAGACAAUCAGAGUGUGGUUGUUCAGGGUGAAAAUUAUUAAAGAAUAACAAAUUCAAGGUGUGAUUGUAGGGCAUUUAGGAAUAUUGUAAUGCUUUAACAACCAUCUUACACAACCUCCUAACAUGUAUUAAUAAUUAAGGUUCUUGAGUAUCAGGAUAUUAAGAUCAGUAUUAUUAGUAUCAGGAUAUUAAUAUUAAUCAGAACAGCUUUGGAGAGCAGUUCUUGUGUCACAAGUGAAUUAAGUUGGGGAUAUAAGCAAAAUCUGAAGGACAAAAAUGAAGAUUUUUAUGUCAAGUUGGGGUUCAGUGUCGAAUUUGACAUUUUGGGGGUAAUUCUAGAGCUGUUCCCAUAGAUAUUUGUACUUGCAAAAUUGUUCCAAAUGCAGUUGUGUAGUUCUGGAUCCGUGGGUGUUUCUAGAGCAGAUUUUGUCUCAGUAGUGCCAUCCUUAACUCUAUUGAGGCGUGGAAAUUUGUAGCUAAAAUUUACCCAGGCCUCAUUGUAAUCACUGAGUAAAGUUUAAAAGCAAAAGUAGAUAAGAAUCAGAUUCUUAGUGUAGCAAAAUUAGGGGUUUUUUUCCCCUAAAGAAAGUGAACUAAACUUAAAAGAUUCUUUUCAGCCUUAGCCUAAAUAACAGGUACCAGAGUUAUUUUAGUGUGUUUUCCCCAUGUGUACAUGCAAUUUAUUUGCACAAACUAAUUGAAGAAGGUUCAGUCUGCAUUUGUGAAACUGAUUGUGCUCCACAGCUUAAAAGUGGAGUCUGCAAUAUUUCAGUUCAUAGGUGAUUUGGGAGUUUAAUUACCCAAAUUAAAAUCAAUUUACUACUAUUGCUGUGUUGACAGGAAAGCAGAAUUUGGAGUUUGUGGGGUUUUUUUUUUCAGUUUACAGAAUGAGAGUUGUUUUUUAGUGGUGAACGUUUAGGGUGUAAUUGGUUCUUAUUGUACUGCUCAUGUGUUAAUUAAUGAUCUUAAUUAGUUCAUAGUGAAUGUGCCUUUAACAGUCUCACUUUUGCAGAGUGGUAAAAAGCUGCGUGGUCACUUCUGGUUCCAAUUUCAGUUCAAAAAUGCAUUUUGAAAGGGUUACACGUGGCUGCAUGUGACUGCAAUCAAGGCGUGCUGUUAAUUAUGUUAAUUGCACUCCCAAAAUUAUGCAGGUUGGGAUUCUUUAAGGAGCUCUGUGGCUCUGGAAUGUCCCCCUGGCUCAUGUGCCUGGGUCAGGUGCUCCUUGUCAUGCCCUACAAAUGCUCGAGUUUCACUUUGCCUUGCAAAAACAAAAACUCCAGGUCAUCAAACAAAAAUUAUUCUUUUCUUUUUCAGUGCCCCUUUCUUUAAAAGAGUUGGUUAUGGACAGCAUCAGACCCAGAAUGAGUUUUGUCUUCAGUUCUUAAUUUCAGAGUGCUCCACUUCUGUUUUAUUGCAAAUCCUUUUGCAUUUUAAGGGGGAAAAAACCCCCCCCAAAAUUCACUUUGCUUUGUAAAAUAGCACCUGGACUUGCAGCAGCUCUGUCAGUCAGGACAUAUUUUUUUGCUGCCUCGUGUUUAAUUUGGCAACAAGGUACAAAUUCUGCAAGCCUUGCACUGAAUUUUGGGUGUGAAUAAGCUCAAGUGUAAUGCUUGUGGCCUUAGGGACUAAUUGUAUUGAUGUUUUAUUGAUUUCAGGGAAAGCAGAAUUGAGGUUUUAGGUCACAUUUAAGCCAAAGAGGUGGUUUUGGUUUGAAGUUAGGCUUGACUUUCAGAGAGAGAGAAAAGAAAAUUCCCUUUCCCUCUCCAUUUUGAGAAGCAAUCUGGUAAAAUUCAAUUUAUUCCCUUUUUUUCCAGUUCCACCCCUCCACUCAGCUUUCUUGAGGUUUAAUUGUUUGGGGUUUUUCCCCUGCUUUGAUUUAUACUUUUUAAAUUUUGGGGAUGAGAUGAAGAAGGUGGAAGAGCUGUAGCCAGUCCUGGGGGCAGGGAUACUGGGUUGCUCCAGUUUAAUAAAUUGAAUAAUCAGUUGUCCCUUUUUGAGUCAGGAUUAUUAUCAGGGUGCUUUUUGAUGGUUGGUAAUGAAUCUUUAAUGCUUUAAAAUCCCAAAUUGAUAGUUCAGUACAAUACAGACAUAAGAAUUAUAAUUAUUUCUUUAUUCUGUGUAAAUAACUGGAGGUUUUUGGUGAUUCAACCUUCUUCAUUCCCAGAAGGGAGGCCAGCAGCAGAGGAAGAACUCUUUAUUUUUAUUUUUUUCUGGUUAUAGGUUUUGUAUCUCUGUUUUUCCAUAUCCACAGGGUCCCUCUGGCAGUUAAGUUGCUCUGAUGCUAUUUAUAUAAACUAAAACUCAGAAAUUGGUAUUAAUUUGUUAUUUCCAUUAGAGCAGCAUACAGGGAGGUUAUUUAAGUUCGUGGUGCUUGUCUUGCUGUGGCCUUUUCAGGAGUGGGUGACAUUUAAUUCCCAAACUGCUGCUGUUGGAUUUUACCCUUUCCAACCUGAAUAUUUUUCUUUGCUGCUGGGUUUUACCACCACUACCAAUAUUUUCUGUCUGUACCUGGGUAUGUGAAAUUUGGGAAUUAUUUGCCUUAGUCAGAACUGCUGCUCCAGUUCACAAUAAGUCUGUUGUGGUUAUUCCUGGUUAUUUCUCUUGGAAGGAAUUGAAUGGUUUAAGGUGGGGAUUAUGUGAGUGAGAGGCUUUCUUGAGGGAUUUCUGUUUUCAGAGAAGUGUGGAGAUAUCCAAGGUUUUUGUGGGAAGCUCCUUGGCUUUCCUGGCUGCUUUUCCAGAGGUGACCACGAGCACAACUUCCUGGGAUUGUCUUAGAUCUGCAACCCUUUUUCUGGGGGGGAUAUAAAGGAGAAAAAGGGAGCUUCAGGAAGGAAGGAGCUGCAGGGAGCCCAAAUUCCAGUGGAGAGGAUCUCUUUUCUUCUGGCUUCCGUGGCCUGGAGGGCUUGAGUGACCAGGAAUCUUUGCUUGAACCAAGGUUCUUUUCCCCACUGGGGGCUGUCAGGGUGCAGCUGCUGAGAUUUUGGGCAGGGUUGGCUUCUCCCUGCCCUGCUCUGGUGGCCAGCCUUCCUCCCAGAUGUGUUUUCAUCAAGCUGGACAGAACUUGGGGACACAGCUGGGCCAAGCCCAGGGUCAGCAUCAUCUCCUCUCCUGGCUGCUGGCAGGGAAGGGCUGAGGCAGGGUUUAAACUCAGCUUUUCUACACUUGGGAAAUGACAAAGAGCAGGGAGAAAGGAGCACAAAAUGGGUUUGGUUUGUGGUUUGUUUCUGUUCUUCCUCCAAAGGCAGAAUCCAGCUUGGCUCUGUGGGAUAUUCACACACACACAAUUUACUAAGUCACAGCUCUGAUUCUGCAGGAAGCUGGAUUUUUGCUUUGUUUAAAUACUGUAAAACUGAUGCAACAAACAGACCUUAAGCCUAUAUGUUCUAUUAAUUCUAUUUUUACCUGCUCUGGAAGCUGGGUAUUAGAAUUUUCUUUUGGUUUUUGGGCCAUUCUUUGGUUGAGAGCUGCAAUUUUGAUAAAUGCUGCAUGGUGGCACAGCCCAAAGCCGUGGUCUUUGUGGAUUUUGUUCUUGGUAUCUUUAUUUCUGUGGCAGAGUAUGUGAUCUUAGCUGCAAAACUAAAUGUUAAAUUCUUCAUGGCCACAGCCUGCUGCAGAUUUAUUUAUUUUUCCUAAUGGAGUCGUUAAAGUGGAAGAACUUUGAGUUAUUGAUUCUUUAGUGUUUGCAGAUUGAACAGGAGCAGGGAGCACUUCCCAUCAGUCAAUAUGAGGGUAGUUGACUGUGGAAUAUGUAUUUUAAUUAUUAUUUGUGAAUAAUUGGGCUGCUGAAGAACUGAGUGUGGUCCUGCUUCCAUUGAAGCCAGAGCUUUUAAGAGAUUUCUGUCUUGAUUUGGCUUUGUUGCUUUACCUUGAGCUCAGGUGCUCAUUAAACACAAGCUCAGUAGUUCACCUUGAACAUUUCUCAAGGAACUCUGAGUUCCCAGCCUCUUUUGUAAGGAUUCUUGGAAUUAGCUGAGAUAAUUUUGCUUUCUCUUGAAGCUGAGGAAUGUACCUGCUGCAGAAACUGGGGCUGAACUGGGGGGGGGUUCUGGGAAAUUUUGCACCUUGUUUUUCUCCUGUUCUGCUUCGAGGGAAAUAGAGCCUUAACCAUGCUGAGACCUUGAUUUAUUCCCUGUGCAGUUUAUCCAUGGCAGUCACCAGCACUUUUGAUUUUUGUUUGGUUUGUAGCACUUGAGAUGUCUGAUUUUUAUCAAUUAUUUUUUUGGUAUAGAGCUGCUUUGUAAUUUUCUAAAAUAAAAUAGUAACUUUGCCAAGCAAGUUUAUCAGUGAUAUAGAAUGGAAGGUCCUUAUUUUUCUUCAUUAGCAAUACUGUAAUCAAAGGUGCAAAAUAAUGUGUUUAAUGUACGUCUGUGCUGUUAGAGAUUGAAAAUAUAUUGAGUUAGGAGCAACUUAUAAACAAACUGAGGAGCUGGAGUUCUAAAUCCUCUUUGCUUGUUGCCAAAUGAGCUUUAAAAAGGAAAAUAUUUAUAUAUAGUGUAUUAAAAAAAAGAGCACUGGUUAGAGAGAGACUAAAUCAGAGUAAAAAUCAUUGCCAGACAAAGAUUGCUUUAUGUUUUUUACUGAAUAAAAACACAACUUGUUUAUGCACAGUAGUAACUUAAUGAGCAAAUUUUUUUCACAGUUAGGCUGUUUCCAAUCUAUAGAUGGGAAAAAUAAGUUUCCUUUUAUUUUUUAUGACAGAUAUACAAAGAUGAACAGUGUCUAUAUUUUAAUAUUACUGUUUGGUGUCUGAAGUGUAUCAUUUAUGUGUGUGUUGGUCAAACUCAUUUCCUUAAAAUAUCCCAUUUUACAUUGCUAAUGAAAUAUUACUGAAAAUGAUUUUGAUUGGGGCCCAACAGAAAUACAUGAAAUUAUAACAGCUUAAAACUCAAUUGCUGAUUAUGCAAGAUUUUAAUCACUCAUCAAUUUAAGCUUAUUUAAGUCUUUCUGUAGAACAACUGUGGAUGUUUGAACGCUGCAAAAAUCUUACUUCUACCUCUUGUGUAACAUCCUUAAAAUUCCCCUUCACUGAUGUACUCUGAUGCCACAGGGUGUUGGUGCACCUUAACUUGGGAAUUUCAUCUGCUUUUCCUUUUAUUUAUUUUUUUUUUUUAAAUUGUGGAACACCAGGAUGCCUUGUUAUGUCCACCUGUGUUGAACUGACCGGGUUUGUGUUAAAUGUGUGAGAGUCUUCAGAAAUAGGAGAAUUCUGUAAUAAAUCAUGGCCAAUGUGAUUUUCUGGUAUUUUCUAUGUACGUGGUUUGAUUCCUUUUAUUUAAAUAAUCACCUGUGGUUGUGUGGAUGUCCCUAAUAAAUAGUGUCAGCUUGUUUAGAUGGACUCACACUGUUUCUCAGCUGCUGAAUUUCAGUUUGGUAAUUCUGCCUUGAAAAGACCUGUUAUGUGUUCAUGACAGAAAUUAAAGUCCUUCGUGUUUUUUGUGAA
Molecule: messenger RNA, 9749 nt
Organism: Prinia subflava (tawny-flanked prinia)
Lineage: Eukaryota; Metazoa; Chordata; Aves; Passeriformes; Cisticolidae
Product: meiosis-specific coiled-coil domain-containing protein MEIOC-like
Exons: 9
Coding region: 519-3125 (868 amino acids)
Biological process (GO): male meiosis I; meiotic cell cycle; mRNA stabilization
Cellular component (GO): nucleus; cytoplasm
Source: RefSeq, a predicted model, not a curated record